AUGGCCGCCGGGCCACUGCCACCGGAGGAGCUGGACCUGGACUUUCUCCUCCAUCCCGACCCGCCCUCCCCCUCCGUCUUCCUCGACCUCCCGCCCACGCCUCCGCCCAGCUACUUGGACGACGACGACAUGGUGCUCCCCUACAUCUCGCACUUGCUCAUGGAGGAGGAGGACGCCCACGCCGACAGCUUCUUCUACCAGUACCCCGACCACCCCGCGCUGCUCCACGCCCAGCAGCCAUUCGCCGACAUCCUAGCCGACGCUGCUGCUGCCUGCAGCACCAGCUCCACCGCCACCGCCACCACAACCUCGCCAUCCUCCUUCACCUCCGUCGACGCUCCUCAGGAUCAGGGGCAGGGCACCUCUGACUCUGACCACUCGCCCAACACCAACGGGAGGGAUGCAAAUGCAGACAUGGCCACCUCCGCUUUCCUCAAGGGCAUGGAGGAAGCCACCAAGCUCUUGCCAUCCAACACCACCACUCUGCUCCUCCACGACGCCAGGGGCCGCAAGAACAGGCACGCUACUGCCACGGACGACGACGGCGACCCAGAGUUGCGCAGGGCCAACAAGCUCGUGCUGCCGGCCGAGACGGCAGACGAAGCCGACGCCCGCCGGAUGUUCGACGAACUGAUGAUCCACGAGCGCGACGACAUCUGCAUCAACAUGAAGGGCGUGCAGCAGCAGCAGGGCCAGGGCCUGCUGGCCACCUCCACGGACGACACUGACAGCACCCAGAAGCCCACGCGGCGGCGGAGGCGCCGGGGCUCGGCUGCCGGCGACGGCCCGGUGGACCUGCACGCGCUGCUGCUCCGGUGCGCGCAGGCCGUGUCCACGGACGACCGUGCGGCCGCGCAGGACCUCCUGGCGCACAUCCGACGCCACUCCUCACCGACUGGCGACGCCGCGCAGAGGCUGGCGCACUGCUUCGCCGAGGGCCUGGAGGCGCGCCUGGCCGGCACGGGCAGCCGCCUGUACCGCUCGCUCAUGCUCCGCCGCACCUCCGUCGCCGACUUCCUCAGGGCCUACCGCCUCUACAUGGCCACCUGCUGCUGCAAGAAGGUGGCGUUCACCUUCUCCAACAAGACCAUCCGCGACGCCAUUGCCGGGGGCGCCAGGCGCCGGUUGCACAUCGUCGACUACGGCCUCGGCUACGGGUUUCAGUGGCCCGGACUUCUGCGCGGCAUCGCCGCGAGGGACGGCGGACCUCCGGAGCUGGUCAGGAUCACCGGCAUUGACCUGCCGCAGCCUGGCUUCCGCCCGGCGCACCAGAUCGAGGACACCGGCCGCCGCCUCAGCGAUUGCGCGCGCCAGCUCGGCGUCCCGUUCGAGUUCCGAGGGAUCGCGGCGAAGAGAGAGGACGUUUCUCCCGAGGACCUGGACAUCGACCCAGCUGCCGAGGUGCUCGUUGUGAUCAGCCUCUGCCAUUUCAGGCUUCUGACGGACGAGAUCGAGAUCAGCGUCGCCGCCGCCACGCCUUGCCGUCCCAGACCCAGCCCCAGCCCCAGCCCCAGCCCCAGGGACCAGGUGCUCGGCAACAUCCGUCGGAUGCGGCCCGACGUGUUCAUCCACGGCGUCGUCAGUGGCGGCUACGCCACCACCUACUUCCCGACGCGGUUCAGGGAGGCGCUGUUCUACUACUCGGCGCAGUUCGACCUGCUGGACGCCACCGUCCCGCGGGACAGCCCGGAGAGGCUGCUGCUGGAGAGGGACAUCUUCGGCCGCGCCGCCAUGAACGUCGUCGCGUGCGAGGGCGCCGACCGGGUGGAGCGCCCCGAGACGUACCGGCAGUGGCAGACGCGGAACCAGCGGGCCGGGCUCAGGCAGCUCCCGCUGGAGCCUGCCGUCGUGAAGGUGGUGAUGGACAAGGUGAAGGACAACUACCACAGGGACUUCGUCGUCGACGAGGAUCAGGGGUGGCUGCUGCACAGGUGGAAGGGCCGUGUUCUCUAUGGCCUGUCCUCAUGGGUUGCAUGCUGA
Miscanthus lutarioriparius is the source of this 1980-nucleotide messenger RNA. The record is from the annotation of a GenBank genome assembly. Lineage: Eukaryota; Viridiplantae; Streptophyta; Magnoliopsida; Poales; Poaceae.